Arabidopsis arenosa is the source of this 1511-nucleotide messenger RNA. The record is from the annotation of a GenBank genome assembly. Lineage: Eukaryota; Viridiplantae; Streptophyta; Magnoliopsida; Brassicales; Brassicaceae.
GACAAAAGCUAAAAGACUUCCUCUUUAGCUGGUUUGAGGGAUUUGUCUCCCUCUGUAAAGAUUAGGGUCUAUCAAUGGAGCGGUACGGUCGCGCCGGUGAAGAAGGGUCGCGAUCGGAUCCAUCUCUUGAAUGGACCUCUCAUGGAGGUGAAACAGGACUCGAAGCUUCGAUGUGGCGGUUAGGGUUGAGCGGCGGCGGAGGAGGUGGAGGAGGAGAAUCGUACCCGGAGCGACCUGACGAGCCUGAUUGUAUUUAUUACUUGAGAACCGGCGUUUGCGGGUACGGGUCAAGAUGUCGGUUUAAUCACCCACGAGAUCGUGGAGCGGUUAUUGGAGGUGUGAGAGGAGAAGUUGGAGCUUUACCAGAGAGGAUGGGACAUCCGGUUUGUCAGCAUUUUAUGCGGACGGGAACGUGUAAAUUCGGUGCUUCUUGCAAGUAUCAUCAUCCUAGGCAAGGAGGUGGUGGUGGUUCCGUUGCGCCUGUCUCGCUUAGUUAUUUGGGAUAUCCAUUACGCCCGGGAGAGAAAGAGUGCUCUUAUUACUUGAGAACCGGUCAGUGUAAAUUUGGUUUGACUUGUAGAUUCAACCAUCCCGUGCCACUCGCUGUACAGGGUCCACCUCAGCAUCAGCAACAGCCACAGCUACAGCCGCAGCUACAGACUAUUUAUCCGACACUUCAGUCUCAAUCCGUUCCUUCCUCUCAACAAUAUGGGUUAGUUUUGACAAGGCCUUCUCUUUUACCUGGUUCAUAUCUUCCAAGCCCUUACGGUCCUCCAAUGGUUCUGCCUCCGGGAAUGGUUCCAUACUCUGGUUGGAAUCCUUACCAGGCUUCUUUAAGUGCAAUGCCUACGCCUGGAACUCAACCGUCUAUUGGAUCAAGCUCUGUUUAUGGAAUCACGCCGUUAUCUCCUUCAGCGACUGCAUAUACAGGAACAUAUCAAUCAGGCCCGUCUUCAAAUACCUCAAAAGAGUUUCCUCAGCGACCUGAUCAACCCGAGUGCCAAUACUUCAUGAGAACCGGUGACUGUAAAUUCGGAUCCUCUUGCCGAUACCAUCAUCCUGUAGAUGCAGUUCCACCUAAGACUGGCCUUGUCCUCAGCUCCAUUGGCCUCCCACUUCGUCCCGGAGUAGCGCAAUGCACUCACUUUUCUCAACACGGAAUCUGCAAGUUUGGACCGGCGUGUAGGUUUGAUCACUCAAUGAGUUCUUCGCUUAGCUACAGUCCGUCUGCAUCAUCACUAACCGAUAUGCCCGUGGCUCCAUACCCAAUCGGAUCAUCCUCACUCAGCGGCUCAUCAGCUCCAGUAAGCUCAAGCAAUGAACCCACCACAGAGGCUGUGACUGCUGCAGUUUCAACUUCUAUGGUCAGUGGCUUGAGCCGUCCAGAGCCAGCUGAGACGAGUGGUGACUCGGCCAGCGUCAGUGGCAGCAUAGAAGCUAAGACUUCAAGUUAAAAAAAAAAAAAAAGAGAGGAAAAUACCCUCAAUUCUUCAUAAACUAAGCAACAUUAA